Exophiala dermatitidis NIH/UT8656 is the source of this 4527-nucleotide messenger RNA. RefSeq names its product jumonji domain-containing protein 2. Bases 1 to 4527 code for a protein of 1508 amino acids. Lineage: Eukaryota; Fungi; Ascomycota; Eurotiomycetes; Chaetothyriales; Herpotrichiellaceae. Gene Ontology annotation, cellular component: nucleus. The transcript is spliced from 3 exons. Gene Ontology annotation, biological process: chromatin remodeling. The record is from RefSeq and is a predicted model, not a curated record. Gene Ontology annotation, molecular function: histone H3K36 demethylase activity; histone H3K9 demethylase activity.
AUGGCUACAACAGCCAUGCCUACCCUCCCCGGCCACGACGGGCUCGGUGUCGGCGCUCUCGACAAAGACGACAUUGUCCCCGACACCCUCCCUCCCCAAGUUCACACUCCUCCUAUCACCGAUGAAGCGAGCCAUAAAGACGAUGACGCAGCCUCGAGUUCCUCCCUCUCCGAUCUCGGCGACGACCUGGAUGAAGAAGAGAAUAGGAUGAGGUUUGAAGAAGCAGCACGCGCUGGCGCGGAAGCCGAACAAUACUCUGAAGUCAAGCCUGAUCGCUACGAAAAUGGCGUCCCAAUCUUCACUCCGACAAUGGAGCAAUUUAAAGACUUCCAACGAUAUGUAAAGGGUGUAGACCCUUUCGGCAUGCAGUCCGGCAUCGUGCUGAUAGAUCCCCCCGAAGAGUGGUACGUUGCUUCUCUACAGAAGCGUGCUCGAAAGCCUUUGGAUGAAUUGGUCAAGACGAUCAAGAUCAAAAAUCCGCUGACCCAAGAAUUCCAUGGUGCGCAAGGCAUCUACACACAGCGGAACAUGGAGAAGAUGCGGUCUUACAACCUCCCCCAGUGGAAAGCGCUCUGCGAGCAGACAGAGAAUCAGCCACCCGCGCGACGGGGCGAGAAGCGUCUGAACGCCGACAAACUUCUGGGCAGAGGAAGCACAAGAGCCCGGAAAUCUGAAGUAUCGGCCACCCCAGAACCCUGCAAGGGAAGAGCAAAGUCCAGACCGAUCAAACAAGAGCCAAUUGAGCAUGGUUCGACGUUACUUGCACCUCCUACUCCUACGAGUCCCGAGGUCAAGCCCUCCGCCCUAGAAAACGAGGAGACAGAGGACGCACCUACUCAACCGGCCGAUCCAACUCCGACGAAGGGUAAGGGGGCUCGGAAACCCGGCAGACCACGAGGCCGCCCGGCCAAGUCUACCACCAAGAAAGAAGCCGGCAAUAAGGGGGCGGAGACGACUGUUGCCGCUCGACGAUUGAGGAAUGCUCGUGAAGCGAACGAUGAAGUGGAUGAGGAGCUUUUCCGGGAUUUUGACUAUCGAGUCUACGAUCAUGACCAAUGGACCGCGGAACGCUGCGAUGAGCUGGAAGACAAGUACUGGAAGAGUCUCAACUUCAGCAACCCGAUGUACGGUGCAGACAUGCCUGGAUCUCUAUUUGACGAUGAUACGAAGGAAUGGAAUGUCGCCAAGUUACCGAACCUGUUGGAUCUCCUAGGUGCGCCCAUUCCAGGCGUCAACACGGCAUACCUGUACCUUGGGAUGUGGCGUGCUACGUUUGCCUGGCAUCUGGAAGAUGUGGACCUCUACAGCAUUAACUACAUUCACUUUGGUGCCCCAAAGCAGUGGUACAGUAUUUCGCAAAAGGAUGCGCCGAAAUUUGAAGCUGCUAUGAGGUCUUUGUGGCCAACGGAUGCGAAGAAUUGUGAUCAGUUUCUGCGCCACAAAACAUACCUCGUCUCCCCAUCGAUCUUGAAGUCCAAAUUCGGGGUCCAGGUCAACAAGGUCGUCCACCGCGAAGGCCAAUUCGUCAUCACGUUUCCAAUCGGCUACCAUUCGGGCUACAACUUGGGGUACAACUGCGCCGAAUCUGUCAAUUUCGCCAUUGACAACUGGUUGCAAUAUGGCAAGACAGCUCGCAAGUGCCGAUGCGAGUCUGACAGUGUCUUCAUUGAUGUGGACUGGUUCAUGCGAAAAAUGAACGGUGAGCCGAGUCCUGAGUAUGAAGAGGUCGAAGUUACCGACGACGAAGACGAAAUCGACGAACCCACGGAUCUGCCAACGCCGCCGAGUAGUGAUCGUGGCAAGAGCAAGAUGCCGCAGAAGAGAAAGCGUGCAGCGAAGGAACUGGGACCGAACAAAAAGGCAAAGAAACUCGUCAAGAUCCGCAAAGUCAGCAAGAACCAACCCUGCUGUUUGUGUCCCAACGAUUUCCCCUGGGAGGAACUGCUACCCACAACGCAUGGUCAACGAGCACAUCGUACUUGUGCCUUGUACACGCCUGAGACGUAUAUUGCCAAUAAAGAUGGCAAGGAAAUGGUGUACAAUGUGGAGAACAUCAGCAAAGCACGCCUGGAACUCAAAUGCUAUGAAUGUCGCCAGAAGAAAGGAUCAUGCUUCCAGUGCUCUUCAGCCAAGUGCACCAAAUCAUACCAUGCUACCUGUGCUAUGCAGGCUGGCGUCCAGGUUGACAGAGGAGAAAUCGCUGUCUGGCAUGAUGGGGUGGAAUAUCGAGAUAUUGGCUUUGACUGGAGAUGUCGUCUGCAUCGUUCCAUCAAGCGGACGAGGAUCACCAGUGAAUUGUCGGCUUGCAACCACGCAAAUAGCUGCUGGCAGAAUGCAGACUUCCGUCAGUAUCUGUACAAUAUCAACGGAGGGGAUUUGAUCCAGUUUCAAGCAACUAACAGCGAUGACAUUGAGGCCGGACUCGUCAUUGCACCAUACGACGAAGGUCAAUACUCGGUCUUGGUCAAGAUUAUCCCAGACCUGAAAGUUGUUAAAGAAGUCGAACCUACAUCAAUCCUCUUUGUCGACAGUGCAACUUCAUGUCUGCAAAAGCCUUCAGCGAACGCCCUCGAUCUACCUGAAGAUCUGCAAGGCAUGACUGCUUCGUUGCCCGAGUCCACUGAGAAAAAGCCAAGUGCUGGAGAUCCCUUCACUGAGGAGCCAAGGACAGAAUGGGCCGAAUUUGCUUCUGCCGAGCCUCCUUUCAAUAAAGACCAGAAAGCUGUUGAUCUUUCCAAAGACAAACAGGUGUGGCUUUAUCUCGGUGAAUCAUCAACUGAGGCAAAAGCUCAAUAUAUGGCGGACCCAGCGAAACGGACGCAUGAUCCAGCUUCCAACUUUUUGGAUGUGGUGGCUCCCGCGAAAGCCAUUAUGGCACCACCUCCACAGCCGAAGCGACUGUCUCUUACUACUUCACAACCGGUGACUGAUGUGGCUGCUAAAAAGGCCAGUCUAGGAAAUAACAGACAGAAUCUUCCCGCCCCUCGGAAUGCUACUCCCAAGACGCCGGGAACAUUUAGUGGGACCACGCACGACCUUACAAUGAACAGCAAUCCGAGCAAGAUGCUUGAUGUGAAGCCUGCUCAGAUCAAGCCUUCACAAUAUCGAGAUCUUGUCGCGGGUCAGGAAGCACGUCUCAAUGAGCAAGCCAGGAUUCUACAGCGACAACAGGCCAAAUCUCAACAGCUUGACGCUGCGGACCGAUCAAACACCGGGCCUCAGAAAGCGAUUGGCAUUGGCCAAGACGCAGCCCAACAACAGAGACAGUUCCAACGAGGCACGCAACAUGCUAAACAUAUGAAGGAAUGGUCUACCGAUCCCUCGCUCCCGUCGCUGGGGAAAGCUUAUCCUGACUAUCAGUUCACUGAGUUCCACCCUAACCUGCCAGCUGGCCAUUACGAUGCUCCUUCGAUGAUGAACACGAAUACACCCCAACAGCAGUAUGAAUAUGGCAAUGAAUGGAUGAAUUCGGGUGAUGUCAAUCGGAGACUGAGUGGUGGGCCACGACAGAAUCUGGAAUAUCAUUCAGGGAUGUCGUCCCAGUAUGGCCGCUCUGCAUCACCAGCUACCACACCAUUUCCGGCCUUUGUUCAGCAACCGCAACUUCAGUACUUAUUCCAAGGGCAUCAACCCCAGAACAAUGGAGCCAACAAUGCCUACCUUCAAGCUUCGCCCAUGGAAAGUAUCCGGGCUGCCGCAAGUCACCCACCGCCGCCUCCGCCAUCGGCUGAGGUUGAGCGUCAACGACGUAUUUCCAAUCCCGCUUAUCCCUUCAAGAGUCCUGAUCAGAUCAAGGCUCAGAAAGAGGCGGAGAAAAAGUCUCCACCUGGGAGUCGACCCGGCAGCUCAUACAUGCUACCCAGUCCAAGAAUGCAACACGAGUCCUAUCUGCAGUCGAACCCCGCAGCAAGUUCUGUGCAGGCUCUUGAUCCUCAGAAUCCGCCCCAGUUCAUCAAUCCCAAUGCCACACAGAUUAGUCCUCCUGGUACGAGCGCCGGUCGCAGAUCCGAUCCCACCGGUGGCGGUUUCUCUGGGCUAGGUGUACAAUCCACAAUUGAUAUGAAGAACAGUCCCACCGUUGCCAUGGACGUGGAUUUGGCUCCAUUUCCGGCUAACUAUGUUCUCUCGGGAAACGACAUGCGGAACCGCUCGACAUACGACCCGUUGAGCAACGUCAAAGCUUUUCCACAGCACAAGACCCGGGCGCCCGAGCCGCCAAUGGCUCCAGCUUCCCGUCAAUUACUUGAGAGCUUGGAGAAACGACCGUUGGGUCCAAACGGGCUCUUGAUCAACGAUCGGCCUAUCCCACACCAGUUGACCGAGUGGCAGGAAAGGGGAGGGUUCUGGGGUCGUGUUGCAGGUUAUUACAUUCAGAAACACCAGAGUUCUGCCACCGUGUACAAGUCGCCAUUUGCCGUGAUGGCGGCACGAGGCAACGAAGGCACCCUGGCCCAGAGAUACUACAACAGUCUGGAACCGGAGCAACAAGCCAAGAUUGAUGAAUCGCGACGAGCCAAAUCAUGCUGA